UACUACACAAAUCAGCUGAUCAGUGCUACUCGCUGUCCGAAAUGCUUAAUAUUAGCAACAAAAUAGCCGCCUGCUUGCAAGUAGUUAAAAAGUAUGAAUGGUUAUUGGAUUCCUACGUGUUGGACUUUUAUGUAAAUGAUCAUUGGAGCAAACUGUCUGCAAGCUGGCAGAAGCACUUGGAACGCCUGCCAAUAGAUGCACUGAGCGAGCUGUUGCAGAGCGAAGACGAUGUCAGUGGGGAAACCAGCCGUGUGCUUUGGCCCUUGGAACUGUUGGCGCUGCGCCAAGUGUUGCGCUCCCUAUGCAUUAGUAGGAGCCCCAAGAUGCAGCUCGAAGUUGCCCUGCCGUCUUGCCCGUUGCUGGAGCACCGUAAGCUGAAGCACAUGUUCAUGAAGUGUGUCAAGCCCAAGAAGGCGCAUGAAAUCAAGCGAAUGGCCGCAUUUUGUGCGCGCAGCUGCGAUCACACGGCGAUUGAUUUUGUUGUGGACUUUGGCGCCGGCCUCGGACAUUUGGCUCGCGUUCUGGGCUAUGGCUAUGGCAUCCAAGUGUGUUGCUUCGAGAUGCAGGCAGAGUUGAACCGACAGGCGCUGGCUAUUGAUGACAAACUGGAGAGCAUAGCUGCAAAACACAUGAGCGCCAGCGAAAGAGUACAUUUUAAGAGACCGGCACAUCUUACACAGCGUCUGACGAGCAACACAAAGCCAGGGGAGUUCAUUGAAAGCAUCAGGGAGGCGUUUCAAUUGCCGCCAGACUGUGACUUUCAGUUUGGCAUCAUUGGCCUGCAUCCGUGUGGUGAUCUGGGCGCUACUCUCAUGCGCAUCUUUCUCAGCUGUAAGCAAGCUAAAUUUCUGAACUUUGUUGGCUGCUGUUACCAAAAAAUGAGCACACAACAAACCCAUCCCCAAAUGGAACUGCAUGGAUAUCCGCUUAGCUCACAGCUGUUACGGCUAUCGAGCAACCAAUCUCAACUCAGCUACGAGGCACGUGAAAUAGCCUGUCAUGCAAUAGAAUCCUAUCGCGAUCGCCUCCAAGCGGGUCAAUAUGAAUUCCUCAAGAUACAUUCGCUGCGUGCGGCUGCUGAACGCAUUAUUGUGCAACACAUGCCCGAUUUGCGACACUCUGCACUCCGCAACGUAAAACACGUGCCUGGCAUGACCUUCAAUGACUAUUUUCAAAAGGCUAUCGUCGGCACAAAGUUUGCCAUGCUGCCAGCUGGGAAUCCUGACCAAAUUGAAGCAGAUUUAUGGCAUUGGCGUCGCAUUGUUUGCUUUUAUGCGCUGCGCCUCAUGCUGGCGCCACAGGUGGAAAGCAUUAUUUUGUAUGACCGCGCAAUGUUUCUUCUAGAAAAUGAUUGCCAGGUCAAUAUCGAGGCCAUUUUUGAUCCUCGCAUCUCGCCAAGAAAUCACAUCACCAGCGCCAUAAAGAGCUGAACUUCUAAAGUUAAUGCGAAAAGUACAUAAAUUUCGUUACAAUUCAAUUAGCAGUUUUAAAAUAUAAAUAAAAUGACAGAGAGCAGUAAUCGUU
Drosophila grimshawi is the source of this 1524-nucleotide messenger RNA. RefSeq names its product protein RRNAD1. The transcript is spliced from 6 exons. Bases 42 to 1430 code for a protein of 462 amino acids. NCBI's taxonomy places the organism in Eukaryota, Metazoa, Arthropoda, Insecta, Diptera, Drosophilidae. The record is from RefSeq and is a predicted model, not a curated record.